AUGGAGGGGGAGGCAAAGAUGGGCGAUUCAAGGCCCCAGAGCUCGGAAGAGGCAACAGCAACACUUCGCGCUUGGCGGGCUUGGCGUUCGAAGCACAGGAUGCCGCUGGAGGAGGCUCUGAAAAUCCCUGAGGCGUGGCGCCUCUACAAGGAAAUGCUGCGUCAUAACGGCACUGCGAAAGCUCAUGUCGAAAGCUACGAAGAAUGGCUUGCCAGCACUAAAUGUACGCAACGCUGGGUAGAAUGGAAGCGACGCCACCCAAAGCCACUCCGAGAAGUUCUGUCUGACCCUGAUGCGUGGCAGCUCUUUUACGCAAUGAAGCAAGAGAAGGGCGCCACAGUGCCUCCGACUUACGAAGAAUGGCUUCAGCAGCAAGAUCAACGAAGAAGCUUGGCAUAUGAGUCUUGGGUACAGUGGCGCCGCCAGAACCCAGGACCGCUGACCGAAGUCCUGGCUGACCCCGAAGGCUGGGCCCUUUACAAAGCGAAACGUGCGUCACAGGAUACUAAGUUGCCUGAUACUCAUGAAGAAUGGUGCCGUGAGCCCAAUACAAUUAAAACGGUGGCAAUGGAAGCGUGGACAACGUGGAGGCGCAUGCACCCCGGCGCCUUGCGGAAGGUGCUAGCUGAGCCCGAAGGUUAUAAUUUAUAUAAACGUAUGCUAGAGGCCACCGGAAAACAAGCCGAUCCGACGUACGAGGAAUGGAAGGACCGAAAGGCGAACUCUUCAUGGCAGGCAUGGCGUCGUGAGCAUCCGGGUCCUUUGGCUCGCGUCUUAUCAGAUCCCCGCGGUUGGCAGCUGUACAGGAGUGAGCUGGAACAACAGCAACAGAAAAAUGGCUUAAAGGGCGAACUCCCAGCUAGUUACGAGGAGUGGCUACAGCUGCCGCAGCAACAGCGCACAGCAUCUAAAAAGGACAAACUCGCUGGUAGUGGCGAGUCGGAUGCAAACAAGGACAAGGGUAUCAAGCCCAAGAGCAAGUCAGCAAGCAGCCUGCAGAAGGGUAAGCCACAGACUGCUGCGAUGGAUGCCUGGCUGUCUUGGCUUAGCGCACAGAGUUCUACGGAUCUGACAAAGCUCUUACAGGAUUCGGAAGGCUGGGAGCUGUACCGAGCAGCCAUGAGCAAACCUAGACGGCCGCUUCCUGAGACCUACGAGGGGUUCCGAUCUCUGGAGGAGGCUUCGAACGCAUGGUCAGCGUGGCGUGAAGAGCAUCAUGGUAGCCUCAUCAGUGUACUGGAGAGCAGCGAAGGGUGGCAGCUCUAUUUCGCUCUUAUGAAUGCGAGAGGCGUUUAUAUUCCUCGAACAUACACGGAGUGGCUGCAGCUUCCUGAACAGCGUGUCGCUGUUGCAGCGGCCGAAUGGGUUCAGUGGAGGGAGCGUCAUGCUGAGCAACCACUUCUGCAGUUACUGGGGACUGAAGAAGAAGGCUGGAAGCUGUUUAGAACAUUUAUAGAAGCACUAGGAACCUCUCUGCCUGCAAGCUUUAAGGAGUGGGAACCUGAUGCAGCAGAUUCACUUUCCCAUGUUCAGGCUGCGUGGAGGUCCUCCUCGCGCUGGACUGCUCCGCGCCGAUUGGAGGGGUUCGCCAUCAGACAAGCUAUUGCACAAGUGAAUGGCGAAACCUUUCCUGCGACCUACGAAGAGUGGCUUCGCACACCAAGUUCUAGAUUACGCAGUAGCCAGACACCUUCCUGGAAGUUAUGGAGGCGUCGGCAUCCUGGACCACUGGCUGAAGUUCUAAAGGACCAGGAGGGGUGGAAUCUAUACGUCAGAAAGCUUCAGUUGGGGGGCUCCCCAGUGCCGCUGUCCUACGAUGAAUGGAUGGAGUCUCCUCAGCGUCGAUGCCAAGAAGCCACCAUGAACUGGGCACUAUGGCGUAGGAAAAACAGGGGCCCUAUGGUGGAAGUGCUUCAGGAUCCGGAGGGGUGGAAGCUCUAUAGCGCUAUGAAAGAAGCAACGAGCGGCGCACCCCUUGAGGAGUUCGAGGAAUGGCAAAACUCUGUUGGGGCUCGAAAAAAGGCCCUUCGCGAGUGGCUAGCGUGGAAGAAGCUUCACCCGGGUCCCCGGUAUACCAUCCUCAGUGACCCACUAGGAUGGCGUCUGUAUCGUGCAGCUUUUGCUGGUCAGAAGGCUAUUCCAGAGACUUACGCUGAAUAUAUACAAGCUCGCCAGCCCACAAUUGCAUGGCUUGCGUGGCGCCGUCAGCACCCGGGUCCGUUGUUUUCUGUAUUGGCCGAAGAAGGGGGAUGGCAGGUGUAUAAAGAACACAUGCUCGCUACCGGCAAAUCCGUUCCAGAAGACUUUAAUGAGUGGGCGGAAACCCAUCAAGCAGCACAGGCUAAUGGCAGCUCUAGACGUGGGAAGCGUGCGGGUUCACCUCAUGAGGAUUGCAUUGAGCCACAGCCAGUUACAGCUGAGUGA
This is a messenger RNA of Cyclospora cayetanensis, 2424 nucleotides long. RefSeq lists its product as uncharacterized. The record is from RefSeq and is a predicted model, not a curated record. Bases 1 to 2424 code for a protein of 807 amino acids. The transcript has a single exon. NCBI's taxonomy places the organism in Eukaryota, Apicomplexa, Conoidasida, Eucoccidiorida, Eimeriidae.